AUGGAGGCUUCAGAAGGAGCCUCUAUCAUAACUGUAUCCCUAAAGCAACUCGACGAUCACGACAAACAUAUCGUCCAUGGAUUUAUCGAUGAUGGAGAACGACUUCGGUUUAGGAUAUACGGAACAAAUCGUCAACACACCAAGUCUCUGGCUAUUCCUCCAGGAGCUUACGGUUGCUGGGUCAAAUUUCAAAACAUCGCCUUUGAUCCUCAUCUAAGUACAAAGACUCCUGAACAAAUCAAAGACUACGUCAUUCUCAAGUCACAGGAGAACCAAAAACAAUCAGAUGGGCUUCCGCGAGAAUCCCGGGACGUUGAUCAAGAUGUUUCUACUAAAGUCAAUGACAUUCAAUCAUUACCCAAACCAGAAAUCCUUCUUGGAUACUGGGCGGACUCAAAUCAAGUGGAUACCAAAGACAAACACGCAGUAUUUGGUACUAUUGUCGUCAACAGCAAUUAUAAAUUCAGAUUCAUGAUUCGAAAAUCUACUCGUGAUGGACGUUUUGUGUCGGGCAAUGUUCCGGUAGGCGCUGGGAAUUAUCAGGUCCAAUACGAAAAGAUCGUGCUCGAGGAGCAUUUGUCUAAGCUGAAGCGCUCGGAAGUUGAACAGUAUAUUCUCAUUCGCCAAAGAGAAAUACUGGAAGGUGGCGAUCGUGAUUCACACAGCCAGCAACUCAAUGCAGUCAAAUUAGCCAAGGCUGCUGUAGCAUCACAACAUCCGUCAGACCCGAAUCUCUCUGGCCACAAUGUCUCCAACCCUGAUCCCGAGAUUGAACAAUCUCUCCAACGCAAAGAAAUAUCGAGAGGAAAGAUAGCAGAUAGAAAGCAGCCACCGCAUCUGCAAGGAGCAAAUGAUAAUUCUGCCAACGACACUCUGGGAGACCAAUCUGCUUCCCAUGGGAAACUGUCGGCUGAGCGACAACUUGCAAAGUCGAUGAACAAAUUGAACAAAGCAUGGGAAGCUCAACAGGAAGCGAAGACUCAACAGCCAGUCACCUCUCCAUGUCCAGAGGCUACUGCAAAUGGCAGUUCUCUGACCAACGAUAAUGUCAAGAUACACGGAGGGAUCAAAUACACGAGAAGACAGAAUGGUAUAUUCGAGGGGAAACAUGUUGGACCCCCGCAGCUUUUGAACAUAGAUGGAGAAGACUACGUCGAGUAUCGGGUGCUGACAAAAGCGACUACUUUUUGA
Botrytis sinoallii is the source of this 1191-nucleotide messenger RNA. RefSeq lists its product as uncharacterized. NCBI's taxonomy places the organism in Eukaryota, Fungi, Ascomycota, Leotiomycetes, Helotiales, Sclerotiniaceae. The coding region runs from base 1 to 1191 and encodes 396 amino acids. The transcript is spliced from 2 exons. The record is from RefSeq and is a predicted model, not a curated record.